UGAGGACGAUAAUAUUCUCUUCAACAACAGAGUAUAUUCUGCCUUAAAAGCUCAGAGAUUUCUUCAUUGUCUUCUUACUUUCUUUCUGCACCGGUCAUUUAUUUAAAAUCGUCCAUCGAAGCGCUGUUCAUCGCAAGAGUAGAGACCGCACGAGAUUCAACCACAUUCUCAACUCCACCAUGCCAGAAAUCAUCCUCUCCAUCAACGCCGGCUCCUCUUCAGUGAAGAUUUCAGUCUACAAAGCCAAUGAAUCUAGCAACCCGGUGCAGCUCGCCGAGGCCGUUAUCGAAGGCCUAACCGCCCCACCUGCAACCCUCAAGUAUGAGCGCGGUGACGAAAAAAUCAAGGGUAGAGAGCUAGAGAACAUGAAUUCUCAAGAAGAUGCAUUCAGGUUCAUUUUGGAUCACUUGACGCAAGACAAGGGAUUGCCGGAGUUGAGCAAGAAGGAAGAUAUCCAUUUCACGUGCCAUCGAGUAGUGCAUGGUGGGGAUUAUCCAAGAAGUCAGGUUAUUGAUGAGGAUACGUAUCAUCAUAUUGAAGCUUUGAGUGAUUUGGCGCCGUUACACAAUGGCCCGGCCCUCACAAUCGUGAAAGCUGUCUCCACUCUCCUCCCACACGCCACAAAUAUCGCCUACUUUGACUCCUCCUUCCACGCUACUAUGCCUUCCCACAUACGCACUUACCCGAUUGACCCAGCCGUCGCCCAAAAGAAUAAAUUGAGGAAAUACGGUUUCCAUGGGAUAAGCUAUUCAUUCAUUGUGCAUGCUGUUUCCGGCCAUCUCAAGAAGCCACUAAACCAACUCAACAUAAUCGCCCUGCACCUCGGGUCUGGCGCCUCCGCCUGCUGCAUUCUGAACGGGCAGUCGCACGACACCACUAUGGGUCUAACCCCCCUCGCCGGCCUCCCAGGCGCCACGCGCUCCGGCUCCAUCGAUCCAUCGCUAAUGUUUCAUUUCACUCAUUCCGCCGGCCAGCCCUCUCGCUCCUCCUCCGCACACUUGCAUAUCACGCAAGCGGAAGAAAUUCUAAACAAGCAAUCCGGCUGGAAAAGCCUCACCGGGACCACGAAUUUCGGGGACAUUAGCGAGAAGGCGGAGUGCGGAGAUGAGGUUUGUAAACUUGCUUUCGACAUCUUCGUUGAUCGGAUUGUUAAUUACGUGGCGCCAUAUUUCGUGAAGUUGAAUGGGGAGGUCGAUGCAUUGGUUUUUGCGGGUGGGAUUGGAGAGAGGGGGGCGGUGUUGAGGAGGGAAGUUGUGGAUGGGGUGAAGUGUUUGGGGUUUGAGUUGGAUCGGGAGAAGAAUGAGAAGCCCGGGGAGGGGGUUGUGGUGGAUGUGAGUGGGAAGGGCUCAAGGUAUAAGACGUUGGUUGUGAAGACGGAUGAACAGUUGGAGAUGGCUAGGGGAGUUUUGGAGGAAAGGGAGAGGUUCAGUGAGAAUGAGUGAGGGGAGAAGAGGAGAAGGGGUGAGUUGGAAAGUGCGAGGUGGUUUGGAGGAUGGCUCAUUUACGGAAUGAUAGAAGUUUUUUGGUGAUGGGUUGUGUAAUUAAUUAAAUAAUGAUAAUGACUUUUGCUAGGAAAUUUUGGGACUAGAAAGAA
Molecule: messenger RNA, 1594 nt
Organism: Lindgomyces ingoldianus
Lineage: Eukaryota; Fungi; Ascomycota; Dothideomycetes; Pleosporales; Lindgomycetaceae
Product: acetate kinase
Exons: 3
Coding region: 180-1442 (420 amino acids)
Biological process (GO): acetate metabolic process; phosphorylation
Molecular function (GO): acetate kinase activity
Source: RefSeq, a predicted model, not a curated record